UCCCAUUUGGUAGGUUGCCUUUUCAUUUUGUUGAUGGUUCCUUUGCUGUGCAGAAGCUUUUUAGUUCAAUGUAGUCUCAUUUGUUUUUACUUUCCUACUCUUUUUAUGGCUUGGAUAUGGUAGUGAGAUCUUUACUCAUGCCUGAGAUUUUAUAAUUGGAAUUUCAUUUUCUACCUUUAACAUUAAAUACUGCAUAUUAAUAUUUAUGUGACUGUCUUCAUAUGUACAUCUUCAGAGGCGAAACAAAGUUUUAGUAAUCUUAAAUACCUGCUAAAUAUGACAGUGCCAGAGAUAUAGGGGAAUCUGAAUAAAUGCUUUAACUAUUUCUAAAAGUAUUUUCUGGAGACAUGACAAAACAGUGGAAUUUUACAGUUGGUGUCAUAUGUAAAUUUUUUAAAUGAUUCUUAAACAGCAUGGUAAGAGUAAGUUUUCAUGUCUUUCCUACAUCACCAAAUGCUGAUCAUUUCCAAACGAAUAGCAAUAUGCCAUUUCAGGGAUCAGUUUCAUUCACGGAUGUGACUGUGGACUUCACCCAGGAGGAAUGGGAGCAACUGGACCCCUCUCAGAGGAUCCUCUACAUGGACGUGAUGUUGGAGAAUUAUAGCAACUUACUUUCAGUGGAGGUAUGGAAGGCUGAUGACCAGAUGGAGAGAGACCACAGAAACCCAGAUGAGCAGGCAAGGCCAUUUAUAAUCAUUAAGAACCAAACCCCAAUUGAAGAAAGAGAUAAUCUCUUUGGAAAAACAUUUAAUCUUAGCCCAGACUUUGUUUCUUUAAGACAAAUACCCUAUAAAUAUGACUUAUAUGAAAAAACUUUGAGAUAUAACUCAGACUUACUUACUAGCAACAGAAGCUAUGUAAGAAAGAAAGCUGAUGACUGUAACGGAUUUGGAAAAGCACUCCUCUAUCUGAAGCAAGAGAAAACCCAUACUGGAGUGGAAUACUCUGAAUAUAAUAAAAGUGCAAAAGCCUUCAGCCAUAAAGAAGCCAUUUUUAAACACCAGAAAAUUAGAAAUUUGGUGCAACCUUUUAUCUGUAAUUACUGUGACAAGGCGUUCUCAUUUAAAUCACUCCUUAUUAGUCAUAAGAGAAUACAUACUGGAGAAAAACCUUAUGAAUGCAAUGUGUGUAAGAAAACCUUCUCCCAUAAGGCAAACCUCAUUAAACAUCAGAGAAUCCAUACCGGGGAGAAACCCUUUGAAUGUCUUGAGUGUGGCAAAGCUUUCACCCACCAGUCAAACCUCAUUGUACACCAGAGAGCACAUAUGGAGAAGAAGCCCUAUGAAUGCAGUGAAUGUGGCAAGACAUUUGCCCAGAAAUUUGAACUUACUACACACCAGAGAAUUCAUACGGGAGAACGACCCUAUGAGUGUAAUGAAUGCGCAAAGACCUUCUUUAAGAAAUCAAACCUCAUUAUACACCAGAAAAUUCACACGGGGGAGAAACGCUAUGAGUGCAGUGAAUGUGGAAAAUCCUUUAUCCAGAACUCACAACUCAUUAUACAUAUGAGAACUCAUACAGGAGAAAAGCCCUAUGAAUGUACUGAAUGCGGCAAAACAUUCAGCCAGAGGUCAACGCUUAGGUUACAUUUGCGGAUCCAUACCGGAGAGAAACCCUAUGAGUGUUCUGAAUGUGGGAAGGCCUUCAGCAGGAAGUCCCGACUCAGCGUCCAUCAGAGAGUUCACACAGGAGAUAAACCCUGAGACUGCAGCCAGGUCGCACUGUGGAGAACCCUCCCAUUGGGGAGAAACCUCGUGAAGGUGCUGAAGGAACAUGGGAACUCAUCCUGAGAUACAAUCUAUCAACUCAAAACUGUGUAACAGUGGGGUUCCCUAAGAACAAUAUUGUACUGAUAGGUAUGAUAUCCAACUAAAGAAUACAUAUCAGAAUAUAUCCAAAUGUAAAUAGAUAUACUUAGCUGUGUUACAGUGAGCUUCUUGAAAUCUGGAAUGAAUUAUUCAAUAAUGAAAUAUUCUGGGCAGCAAGCAGCAUAAAGGAGCUGGAGACAGUACUCUAGGAAUUCAGUGGUUGUGUGCAAGAAUAUGCCACAAAAAACCCUGUGUAUUUUAGAUCUGCACAUAUAAAUUUAACAGAGUUUGAGAUCCUUGUCCUGAUAAUUAAGACACAUCAAACACAAUUUUCCAUACUGAACAUCACAUGUGUUUUUCAGUACCUUAAUAA
Molecule: messenger RNA, 2181 nt
Organism: Hippopotamus amphibius kiboko
Lineage: Eukaryota; Metazoa; Chordata; Mammalia; Artiodactyla; Hippopotamidae
Gene: ZFP1
Product: ZFP1 zinc finger protein
Exons: 2
Coding region: 414-1703 (429 amino acids)
Biological process (GO): negative regulation of transcription by RNA polymerase II
Molecular function (GO): DNA-binding transcription repressor activity, RNA polymerase II-specific; RNA polymerase II cis-regulatory region sequence-specific DNA binding
Source: RefSeq, a predicted model, not a curated record